Molecule: messenger RNA, 1546 nt
Organism: Phacochoerus africanus (Common warthog)
Lineage: Eukaryota; Metazoa; Chordata; Mammalia; Artiodactyla; Suidae
Gene: DOK6
Product: docking protein 6
Exons: 8
Coding region: 352-1347 (331 amino acids)
Biological process (GO): cell surface receptor protein tyrosine kinase signaling pathway; positive regulation of MAPK cascade
Cellular component (GO): cytoplasm
Source: RefSeq, a predicted model, not a curated record
GUGAGCUCCGGCCAGCUGUGCGCCGCCGAGUGAGGCGCCAGCCCGUGGGUGCUGCCGGGGCGGCGGCGCGGAGGGGGCGCCCGCAGCUGGCGGCGGCACGGGCCGUGCUCGGCUCGCGGCUGGGGGCGAAGGUGAGGACCCAAACGCGGAGGGCAGGGGCUGCUCGCGGCGGCGCCGGGCCGCGUUCCCCGACCGCGGUCGCCCUGCCACCCAGCCUUCGUCCCCGGCGGUGGGAGCUCCGGGGCACCAGGCGGCGGCGCGGCUAUUGGCGGCGGCUGGCUGGAUGCGAGACCUGCGCGGACCCCGCGGCAGACGGCGGCUCUCGAUUCGGGGAAGCCGAACGUGCUGGCCAUGGCCUCCAACUUUAACGACAUAGUCAAGCAGGGCUACGUGAAAAUCCGCAGCAGGAAGCUGGGGAUUUUCAGACGAUGCUGGUUGGUUUUCAAGAAGGCAUCUAGUAAAGGACCCAGAAGGCUAGAAAAAUUUCCAGAUGAAAAGGCCGCAUAUUUCAGAAACUUUCAUAAGGUAACUGAACUUCACAACAUCAAAAAUAUAACCAGACUGCCUCGAGAGACAAAGAAGCAUGCAGUGGCAAUUAUCUUUCAUGAUGAAACGUCAAAGACAUUUGCCUGUGAGUCAGAGCUGGAGGCUGAGGAGUGGUGCAAACAUCUCUGCAUGGAGUGUCUGGGGACCAGGCUGAAUGACAUCAGCCUUGGGGAGCCUGAUCUUCUGGCGGCAGGAGUGCAGCGGGAACAGAAUGAGCGAUUCAAUGUGUAUCUAAUGCCUACGCCAAAUCUGGAUAUUUAUGGCGAAUGCACAAUGCAAAUCACUCAUGAGAAUAUCUAUCUUUGGGAUAUCCACAAUGCCAAGGUCAGACUGGUGAUGUGGCCACUCAGCUCUCUGAGGAGAUAUGGACGGGACUCAACAUGGUUUACCUUUGAGUCAGGAAGAAUGUGUGACACAGGAGAAGGACUAUUCACUUUUCAAACAAGGGAAGGAGAAAUGAUCUAUCAGAAGGUCCAUUCUGCGACUCUGGCCAUAGCUGAGCAACAUGAAAGAUUAAUGCUAGAAAUGGAGCAGAAGGCCCGGCUUCAGACAAGCUUGACUGAACCAAUGACGUUAUCCAAAUCAAUAUCUCUUCCUCGAAGUGCAUACUGGCAUCACAUCACUCGGCAGAACAGCGUUGGAGAAAUCUACAGUUUGCAAGGUCACGGCUUCGGGACCUCGAAGAUGUCACGGGCACAGACGUUUCCCAGCUACACCUCUGAGCCGAGCGAGGAGACUCCACAAGCCUUGUCCCGCUCCAGUAGCUACGGCUUCAGCUACAGCUCCAGUCUCAUCCAGUGACGCCCGGAGAGCCACCGAGACCAGAGAGACGCCGGCCGGGCCUGCCCGCGAGCCAUCGCGCCCUCUGCCUCCCGGAAGACCAACUGCAGCCCAAUUCAAAGGGCUGGGGUCUGGCCCCAUCCCUGGGGAAGGUUACAAACUGGAGUCCCGCCUCCUUGAUUCCGUGGCUAAGUCCUUUAUUUAUUGAGUUCUUGGGGGG